Messenger RNA from Trypanosoma theileri, 438 nucleotides. RefSeq names its product calmodulin. Gene Ontology annotation, molecular function: calcium ion binding. The transcript has a single exon. Gene Ontology annotation, cellular component: myosin II complex. The coding region runs from base 1 to 438 and encodes 145 amino acids. Lineage: Eukaryota; Euglenozoa; Kinetoplastea; Trypanosomatida; Trypanosomatidae. The record is from RefSeq and is a predicted model, not a curated record.
AUGUCUCGCGCUGCACUAAUGAAAGAGGCCUUUGAGCUUCUUCAAAAGGAUGGGAAGAUACCAAAAGCUUCUGUUCCGACCGCAUUGCGGGCUGCUGGAUUGAAUCCCAGCGAAGAAAGAAUAAAAGAAAUCAUGACAACUGUAACCGAUUUGGAUAUGGCAUCUUAUGAAGCCCUUGUUGCAAAACAUGAAGAUAAGACGGAUACGGUGGAAGCAGUAAAAGAGGCCUUUCGAGUGUUUGAUAAGGAUCUUGAUGGAACAGUUUCUGUUGCGGAGUUUCGUCAUAUUAUGACUACAAUGGGAGAGAAAUAUACUGAAGAAGAGUUCCGUGAUCUUAUUCAGGGAUUUGAUGAUAAUGGAGUUAUUCAUUACGAAAAAUUUGUGGCAAAAAUGCUUGCCCCUUUUACAGAUCACGGAAAUCCGGAAGAUAUGAUCUGA